Drosophila navojoa is the source of this 1815-nucleotide messenger RNA. RefSeq names its product Rhesus blood group-associated glycoprotein Rh50 (gene Rh50). Lineage: Eukaryota; Metazoa; Arthropoda; Insecta; Diptera; Drosophilidae. The record is from RefSeq and is a predicted model, not a curated record. Gene Ontology annotation, biological process: ammonium transmembrane transport; ammonium homeostasis. Gene Ontology annotation, molecular function: ammonium channel activity. Gene Ontology annotation, cellular component: plasma membrane.
CCUCGCACCCAGAGCUGGGCAUCAGUACGUGCAUUGCGCUCAACAGCAGCAGAUCGUUCCACUUCGCGUGUGCCAGUUAGCGCGAGUGUGUGUAUAGAUAUAUAUAUGUGUGUGUGUGCGCGAGCGAAAACUAAAAAGCGUACAAAUAUUUGCACAGAAAAGAGACAGAGACAGAGACAGCGUCAGGGACCGCUGUGCGAGAGAGUAAAAGAUUCUUGCUGUCUGCUGCACUUACGCUUCUAAUUCCCCGGCGUAUCCACACGCGUGCUGCAACGGCUACGACGCGGAUUUGAGUCGCUGUGCAAGAAUCGAGCACAACUCCAAUCACCAUCGACGACCGUCUUGUACAUACACAAAACCUAUACAUAUAUACCAUCUCGAUAAGUUUUUUGUUGCAUUUCUGCGGGGUCCAUCAUGCAUACGCCGGCGAGCAAAGUGUCGGGCUACGUUGUCCUGAUGAUUGUGCAAAUAGUUUUCCUGGUACUAUUCUGGCUUUUCGUGCGUUACGACAAGUCCGCUCUGCCGGCACGCCUCGACAAUGAAGACGCUGGAUCAGCAGAGGAACACGUUUCGAAAUAUCCCCAAUUCCAGGACAUUCAGGUUAUGAUAUUUAUUGGCUUUGGCUUCCUGAUGACCUUUCUGCGCAAGUAUGGCUAUAGUGCCACGGGCUAUACACUCUUCAUGGCCGCCUUGGUGGUGCAAUGGUCGGUGCUGAUGAAGGGCUUCCUGCACAUGGAGGGUGGCAAGAUCAGCCUCUCGCUGGAGAGCAUCAUAGAUGCGGACAUUGCCGCCGCCGUGCCACUAAUCAGCAUGGGCGCACUGCUCGGACGCACCACGCCCAUUCAGCUGCUUUGCAUGUCCAUCGUUGAGGUUGCGCUGUUCGCGGCCAAUGAGUAUUUGGCUUUAAAUAUACUGAGUAUCUGCGAUUGUGGUGGCUCUAUAACUGUGCACGCCUUUGGCGCCUACUUUGGCCUGGCUGUGGCCAUGAUGCUGCGCCCAUCGAGCGACCAGAACGAGGCGGGCAAGCACGAGGGAGCGAACUAUACAUCGGAUAUAUUCGCAAUGAUCGGCACCACUUUCCUCUGGGUGUACUGGCCGAGCUUUAACUCAGUGCUGGCAGCUGGCACUGGCGGCGAGCGGGCCAUAUUGAACACGUUCCUCUCAUUAGCCGCGGCAACAGUGACCAGCUUCGUUGUAUCGGCGCUUGUCAGCCAUGAGAAUAAAUUGGAUAUGGUGCACGUGCAGAAUUCGACGCUCGCUGGAGGCGUUGCCGUUGGCACCGUUUGCAAUCUGCUUCUCGGAGCGCAUGGUGCUGUCUUAAUUGGCAUUAUCGCCGGCACGAUUUCGGUGCUAGGCUAUCGCUAUUUAACCCCCUGGCUGACAAACAAUCUGCGUUUGCACGACACCUGCGGCGUACACAAUCUGCACGGCAUGCCAGCGCUCAUCUCGGCCAUUGCGUCGGCUAUCUAUGCCUCGUUGGUCACUGUGGAUAGCUAUCAAUCGGAGCUGCAGGAUAUAUUCCCCGCUAUGGUGGACAACAAUGGCACAACAACCAAAAUUAUGGGCGGACUCGGCCGCAAUGCCAGCUCACAGGCAGGCUAUCAACUGUUUGGCAUUGCCUUAACUCUGAUUAUAGCCACUGGUGGUGGCAUUUUGACAGGUGCUGCCUUGAAGUAUGCCAGUUUUCGCAAUCUGAAAAAGGACGAACAGCAUCAGGACGAACAGUAUUGGGAGGUGCCCGCUUUGGAGUCGAAGGAGGAGUAAAAUUUGCUGCCUUUGCCAUUUGAUCCAAGUUUCGAAUCUGCUUUAAUAUUU